Porites lobata is the source of this 22725-nucleotide messenger RNA. Lineage: Eukaryota; Metazoa; Cnidaria; Anthozoa; Scleractinia; Poritidae. The record is from the annotation of a GenBank genome assembly.
AUGUAUCGAACGGCAUUUCGCGCGGGAAGCCGUGUUUACGCCGGCAAGUUCUGGAAGAGAAUCAAUUUGCCAUCGCAAUCAAGAUCCUUGGCCGCUUGUUUGACGUCGCAGCGUUACUCAUCGUCUCAGAAAUUUACCUUAGAUCAGAUCGCUCCUCCGAAAGAUGCAUUUACACGUCGACACAUAGGACCCGACGUCGUUGAAGAAGAGGAAAUGUUACGAACCCUCGACUUACAGGUAAAUUAGACUACGCUGUAUGUUUCCUCACCGCGACGCGAUGUAACCUGCUAAUAUUGCAUUUGUUUUGCUUUCAGGAUGUAGAUGAGUUAAUCAACAGGACAUUACCGUCUUCAAUAAAGUUUUCCCAAGAUCUUAAGCUUGAUGAAGCACUUAGUAAGUUUUGAUUAAACAUUUACAACCACAUGUUGCUUACAUGUCGCUUUCGUUUGCUGCGUUGGUGAUGCCCACAUACUUAGCUAACUGUUUAUAUGCCUGAAGAGACGAAUAUUUAUAACAACGUUAUAAGCCAGUCAUGCGAAAACAUAUCGUUGAUGAAAAUCUCAUUUCUGCGUUAAAAAUUGCGAUUCAAAAGCUGAACGAUUAAGAAGGACGUCAAGUAUUUUUUCGUCCGGCGCGUGGCGCGUGGCGCGUGGCGCGUUUGUGCCGGGAAAUUACGCAAAUAACGCCAGCAAUGUCUAGACCGCAGUUGUCAAGAAUCGUGAAGAAAUAAACUUCUCACAGUCGAUUUUUACCUCUAUUUUCUCAACUAGACAAUUUCAAGUCUAGAAGAUACCGAAGUUUAUGUUAUUAAGUGUAGAUGUUGAUAAGAUUUUCACGAGCUGAGUGUUAGCAAUGCGAAAGUUAGCUAGCAUCACGUGAUUAUUUGUGAAAGAAAUUGUCACGCAGCGUUUAAGCGAUGUUAAAAAAAAUUCCCUCGAGUAGUUUUUGCCACUUUUGCUUCUUCCUUCUACAGUGUAUCAUCGGUUGAUUUUAUACAUAUUUUAACAUGAAAAUUCUAAAGAUGAUAAAAAAUUAAAACCUUGUUGAACUUGCCAGUAGGGGUCCUAUUCCAAUGUAAUGGAUUUUGAAGUCCAAUUGCAGAAAUGGUAAUUGCACUCCAAUCUGGCUUAACCCCUUUAAAUAUAGACGCCUUGUUACUUUAAAUAAGGACCCCUUGCAGGGCUGUCAACUCUCCCGGAUAAUCCGGGAGACUCCAGAUUUUGAACCAUUUCUCCCGGUCUCCAUAUUAGAGUCUGAAAUCUCCCGGAUAAGUGCCAAAGUUUGCCAUUUCUUGUAGAUUCGACUUUCUGACAAUGAAAUUUCGAAUGCUUUGCAUUGUUUGAGCUAUUUUACUGUUCACAUCGAAUGUUUCUUCACAAACUCCGGUAUGCCAUUGUAAUAGAAGCAAUAAUGUGAUUGGUGGGUCAAAUGUUACAAUUCCAACAACAUCAUCUUUUUCGCGCCUUUUUUUUUUACAAAUGACAUCAUGUGCCAUGUGCAUUAUGAUGUCUUUUAUCAUCCCUUCCCCAUCAGUUCUCAAUAAUUAUUUGAAGAUGUGGGGGGUUGACAGCUGUGACCUUGUUGUUACAGGCUGGGUCCCUGGGAAAAAGCCCUUACAUUUUUCUCUAAAUUCAACCUUCUUGAAAUGGGAUAUCCCAUUUUUUUAUUUGAGAGGGGAGGGGGGAUGUCAAUUGUUCUGUUAACAUUAUCAAAUGUUUAUUAUUUUUUUAAUCAAUUUCAAACCAGGUGAACCAGAUCUUUUGGAAAGGUUGCGGCAGAUAUCAAAGCACAAUCAAGUCUGGAGGUCUUAUAUUGGCAUGGGAUACUACAACUGCCAUGUACCCACAACCAUCUUAAGAAACAUACUGGAAAAUCCUGGAUGGUAUGUGUCUUUAACCCUUGAAGCCCUAAUAUCGACUUACAAAUUCUCCAGAGCAUAGGCGGCAGAAGCCCCCCCCCCCCCACCCACUUUUGUAGAAUAAUAGAUAACUUUUUCUUUUAUUUUACCACGGUCAUCUCAUUAGGACUUAAAAACACUACUUUACAAAACUUUACGUUUCUGAUGAAUCAGUUGGGAUUCCUGCAUUUAAUUUUGCUGUAUGUGUGACCGACCUCCAUUAAAAAAAAAAACACUAGUCUCUCACAUCGGAGCAAAAUUUUUCCGCUCUGAGACGCCUCAAAACAUACCUUAGGAACACGAUGAUGUAAGAUCGGUUGAACUGCUCACAAGACACCGGCUGACGCAAUUGACCCUGUUGCGAUCGCCAAGACGUUUGCAAGCACAAACGAACAAAGGAAGUUGCAUUUUGGAAAGUUCAAGUAAAUGUCGACUUGUCUGUUUAAAACCAGAAACAACCAUGACAAUGUACGUAGCCGGUUGGAUUGGGAAAUUUCAUUUUUUUAUCAGUACUCCCUCCCCCCCACCACCCCCUUAUAGAAGAUCAUCCUAUGUAGUUUUUGUUAUCAGCACCAUUGAAGAUUGCAUCCAAAAGGUCGAAAAUGGAUAAUUUGUUUAAAGAUCAAAGCAUUAUGCCCUUGGUGAUCAUUUUACGGAGAAACCUGUAUUAGAUGGACAGCCAAGAGACCUUUGCUGAUGUCUGCUUGUUAGAGGUGCCCACUUAAGGGGACAGUGUCCCGAUUAUGCGCACGCGCGAGCGUCAUCUGUUUUUUCUUCAAAAGACAAUAGAACUGUCAUAUUGACUCGACAAGAUUUCCUUCCGGACCGCACCGCCGACAGAGAUUUGUUGUUUAUAUUCUCAAGUAAUAUUUUAGACUUUCAAAGAAGUCUUUCGUCUUAUAUAAAAAUUUGGCCCGCGGUUCGAAGACUUAUCGCGAUUUUAUCGCUAGCUGGGCCGCCUCGCGACCCGAAAAUCUCGUUCCGCUCGCUUUAAAAACGUAUUUUCUAAUUUGAAACUCGUGUCAGAGGUCAGUUGUUCCAAGUCUAGUAAUAUCUGCCUGAUUUGCUCGCGUUCUAGCCUCAAACGUUUGAAAGACAUAAAUAAAAAUGCAAUCUCAACGCUAUGAAUCAUUAGAAAGGUUAGUCAAAAAUUAUAUUAUGAUUUCAUGGCACUAGUUUUUCUAAACAUGUAGCGCCUGUUUGUUUGAUUUUGUCGGCCGUUAGGGAGAUUCAUUUAAAAAAGUUUACUAACGCGUCGUUGCAAAAUAUCCUGCUUCACGAUGCUCCCCUCCACAAGAUCUCCUCAGUCACAUCAAUGUCUCAAUGGUUUCUUUCUUACAGUCUUUAUUGUUGCCUUUUCAUUUCUGCAUAUUCCUUUCACAAUUAUCUGAGCUUGUAUGGAAGCUAGCAGAAGAAAUAAGCCUUCAAUCGGCAUCAAAGUGCUUCCAAUCUUUUGGUCCUCCGGCCAACGGCAAUAAAAGUAACGCCAAAAAAUCCAGAUUUUGCCCAAAUCGAAACUUAACAGGAAAAAUAUGUCAUUGAGCUGUAAUCUUGAGAAGUUUUAGUGUCGUAUUGAACCCGGUCAAGCGCGAUGCAAACGGAUUUUUCAAGGUUCUCUUACUCUCCUCGCAUCUUUUGAUUUCGCGACAUCCUGUCCAAAAAUCAAAGUUUGGUGCAUGCGCAGUAACAGGAUACUGUUCCUUUAACACAGGUUUCACUCUCUGAAUUCUCAUGACCUUUUGCCUUGAUUACAGUUUGUAGUGAUAUUGUGAAGAGAAAAUUUUUAAGGAGAAGUCAAUACACAACUGUUUUUUUGAGAAGUACAUACAGCAUCACAAAGAUUAGACCAUUGUAUCAGGUGGCCGCUAAGAAGAGGUUAAAAAUAGUGGAAAAUUUGAAACCUGUCAUCCAAAAAAGUGGUUGCAUCUCCAGCGUACAAAGAAAGUAGUGUCCGAUAGCCUGGGGCUAGUGGAUUUUGCUAUGGGGCUCGUAAAUUCUGUUUUUAAUAUGCCCGACGGGCAAGUGAAUUUUUUUGAGGAAUUCAAAUUACAGAAGAACUGUGAAAUCAAUCUGCUCAUCAAAACGUUUUGGGGGCUAGUUGAAAUGAUAUUUGGGCUAGUAAAUGUUAGUGAAAAUGACUUUCUUUGCACCCUGAUCAGGAGAGGUGGUCGUUUAUGAGAGGUUCCAGCCAUAAAGCUUUAACUGGAAAAAUUUUGGUUUUUUGGGCAAGUGGUGACUUAUUGAAGGUGGUUGUGUAUUUGCGUAUGAGAGGUGGUCACACAUAGAGGGUUGACUGUCAUAAAGUGAUUAUUAAACCUUGUCCAUUCGAUUUCCUCAGGACCACGCCUUACACACCCUACCAACCUGAGCUAGCCCAGGGGCGGCUGGAAUCUCUGCUGAAUUUCCAGACAAUGGUCAGUGAUCUCACAGGCCUUGAUAUUGCCAACUCUUCACUGUUGGAUGAAGCCACCUCAGCUGCUGAAGCCAUGGCUCUCUGCUAUAGGUAAGCCAAAAAAGGAGUAAUAGGGCUCGUCUGUUUGCCCGCACUCCUACGUUUUGAGUGUGGCUUAUGCUAAGGUGAUAAUUGAUUGACUAUUGAUGAUUGUUGGCAAGAGGUCUCUUUUUUCCUGAGCUCACCAAUACAGAUAUAAAGAUAGUUCUGUUCUUCUAAUUUAUUUUACAUGUAGGUUCAACAAGAAACCAAAGUUUUUUGUGGAUAAGAAUUGUCAUCCACAGAUCAUCUCUGUGGUGGAGACAAGAGCCAGGUAAGCUGUGUGUGAUACUUGUGUAAAAUAAUCUCUGGAUGUUUAAUUUGUUCAUGUCUAAUUUAAGGACUACACCACAAUAUUAUAAAAUUAUUAAAAACUUUCAUCUUAAUUCCAGAAAUUUCUCAUGAAGAUGAACCUAGUCAUUUGAGAUCUUAAUGCUUCAGCUAAGACCAUUUUUUGGAAGUUUGGGGUAUAUGAAGUUGCUGCCAUUGUGCCUAUUCACUUCUUUCACUUAGAAUACCUUUUGUCUCUCAAGCAAUUGAUAGUUCUUUUGCUAGCGUGAAUGACACAGUGACAGGCUAUGGCCCAAUAAUGAUAUCAACCCCUUCAUUACCCUCCUAGCCCAUGAAGGGUUGCCCACCUCUACUCAUCACCUCUGCAUCCUCUACUCAUUCAAAACAUCAUUAAUGGGGGUCCUUCCAUGCCCGACACGAAUCAAAUCAGUGAAAGUGAUUUUUAAAUCACACCAAAAGACAGCUCGGCCUAUGGUUCUUUGUCCCUAUCCUAGAAGAGUGAGCAUCUAACCAUUUGUAGAUGUCAGAAUGUAGGCAGCACAUUCUCAAUCAUUUUAACACUCCAAGUGUUAAUUUUCUUCAGCCAGGAAAUUAAAACUGGCCCACAUUUCAAAUUCCAGUUCCCACCUGACUGAGCCUAAACCAAGGAGCCGGGUGGUCAAAACAUGUAUUUUUUAUUUACCAAACAAUCAAAUACCAUCCCAGACAAUGUCUCCUUCUGACUUGGAAUUAACUGCGGAGCUCCAUUCCUUGUACUUGUAGUGAUUGAGACUUGCAUUGAUGCACAUGUAAAUAUUGGUUUCAUUAUUUUGUUCUAGUACUCUUGGUCCUGAUGGUGAAGGCCUGAAAGUGAUUGUUGGUGAUAGAGAAUCUUUUGAUUUCUCCAACCAAGAUGUCAGUGGUGUUCUGUUCCAGUACCCUGACACAAAUGGCAAUAUCAUUGAUUUUUCCAGCUUAGUGGAGAAAGCUCAUAAUGCAAAGGUGAAUUUUUAAACAAAAUACAGUGUACUUGAUUUUUUACAUGGAGUGUGUGUGGUGGUUAUUGAUCAUUGCCAGUACCUUGACCAUUCGUCUGACAGUACAACACCUACCAAAUAAUAAGAUACUAGUACUUGUGAGUGAUGUUGCUGCUGUUUUCAAAAGUUCGAUGAGUACUGUGUUAAUAUUUUUGUAUGAGUUUCCCUGUACGUGUCAUUAAGUGUCAACAUAGUUUAUUGCACUUUCUUCCAAGAAGUGGGAUAAUUUUGUGUGUGAUAAUAUUUGGGGGUCGAAGGUGGCAUGUUCUGAUUUGAGUGUUUACAAUACAAUGUGUGUGACAGCUCAACUUGCUUACCUCUGUCGCAGUACAUGUAUCCAAAUUGAGUUUCAAAAGAAAUCCCAAUUUUUUUCAGUAUGAAUUUUUGGUAUAUAACCCAACAGGGUACAUAUAUAUAAUGUUGUAGCCUGUGAACAGGCUCUCUGUUUGGGGAAAAAAAAAUAGCAAGGAAAGUGAGUUAAUGCUACUGCUAUACAGUUAACUUCCGAAAUAUCGGGAGUUAGAAGCAAAUAGCCUGAAAUAAGAAAAUAAGCAAAUGAAUGGGGGAGUGUGUGUGUGUGUGGGUGGGGGUGGGGGGGGGAAUGUAAUUAAGAAAUAAAGUAUACAGGAUAACAUGAAGACAAAGAAUUGACACAGUUGCUUUGCAGUGUCUCAGACUUGCACGUUUUUUUCCCUGACUUAAUUGUCACGUGCUUAUAUUAUCGAGUUAUCACGGGUAGCCGGAUUAUAUAGAAGUGAUCUGAGGGGAAGCAAAAUCAUUUUGAGUUUUUAAUAGCUGGAAGUUCGAGUUAUCAAGGGUUCGAGUUACCGAGGGAAGAUGUAUGAAGGAUUAAAAAUCCAGGGAAGUCAACUUUAAUUUGAGUUAGCACAGGGUUUGAGUUAUAGCGAGGGUUCAAGUUAUCGAGAGUCGACUGUAAUAUUAUUGUUAGUCAAGAGAGGCUUCACAUGCUUAUUGUAAUGCAGUAAUGUGUAAUUGAUACAAUAUGGUACACCAAAGCCUUAUUAGUCUAAUAGAAAUAAGCCAUUAUUGUCUGAGUAGCCUCAAGGCUCUGUUUCAAAGCGAUCGGCUAAGUGUAAAUCCAUCGAUCAAUAUGAAAAUGAUUUUUAAUCUCAUGCACAUAGAACUCAUUUUCACAAGAGAUGUUUUGCACUUAGCCUCAUUUUGAAUGUGAGUGUUUCUGUAACUUGGAAAUACAGUGGAACUUCGCCUUACGACCACCCCGUUUAUAAGACCACCUCAUUAUUACGGCCAUAUUCUUUCAAUUGUUGAAAGUUGUUGUAACUGCUAUUUUGUUGUUCUGAAGGCUUUAGCAGUGUGUGCCACAGAUCUUCUUGCCCUGACGGUUCUUAAGUCUCCUGGUGAAUUUGGCUGUGAUGUGGCCAUAGGAUGUACUCAAAGAUUUGGCGUUCCUCUAGGUAAGCUGUCAAACAACUGUAGACAUGUUAGGAAGGCAGUUACGUGUACAAUAUACAGUCAAUGCAGUCAGUGUUGCCUGAUCGGGAGUUCAUCUGUCUGUUUACAGGUGCACUUUUUUUUUAGCUUGACUGUUACAGUAGUGGUUACUGUAGUUACUGAUAAUAAUAUUAUUUUAAUCCCAAAUGAAGCAAACUUUUUUCACGAUUCCUACCGGUACAUGUAAAUGUACAGUGUAUAAUGCAGACCCUGCUGUAAUGGAAACACUUAGCUGUGAACUGCUCACUCCACCCAUAGCUCAUAGUUAAUUGUGGAGUAUCCAACCAGCAACUGGAAAGUUGUGAGCUGUGUAUAGUGUAGAUUCCUUCUGAGGUCUGAGAUUUUCCUUCAUAUUUUACUUACAAUAGUUUCAGUUUCAUGUAAUUACUUUCAGUAUGUCAGUUGCAGUCAGUGUGUAUGUUGCAUUAAUAUUGAAAUUAAAAAUGCCAUUUUUAGAAGACAUACUACAUGUCCAGUUCAGUUAGGCAGGCAUUGUUGCUUCAGGUCAGUCAGCAAGUCAGUAAUUUGCAGAUUAAUCAGACAUCUCUCAAGUCUGUUGGUCAAGUAUUAUAAGACACGCAGGUAAGGAUUAUGCCAGUUAAUUUAUUCACAUCGCGAUCAAGUCAUUUACUGUUAGUCAAGAACUGUUAGUGUCAGACAUCAGCUUUCAUGGGGUACUGCUUCCAAGGAACAAAUCUGACAGUGACUGUUAGUUUGUCUAAACUGUACACACAAAUCGUCAUUUUUCACCCGAAACUCUUAGCAACUUUCUCAACAGGAAAAAAAUAUUCACUGCAUGUACAGUGUAUUUCCAAAAGGCCAAAACAUAAUAAAUUUGGUCGAAAACUCCCUCAAAUAUAACAAGGUUUGUACAUGUCACGGAAAACCUGGAAAGUCAUGAAAUUUAACAAUUUCAUUUUCCAGUCCUGGAAAGUCAUGGAAUGAAAAAUCAUGUUUGGUAGACUAGUUAUUGCAGAUGUCAAAGCAAGGAUAGUGUACAAUAGAGACUAGUUAUUAAACAGUGCGAAUGACACAUAUUUUGUUGGACAGAAGAGUUUGUGUUUGUUGAACUGAAUAAGGUCAAAAAUACCCUAAACUUGUGGUCAUGGAAAAAGUCAUGGAUAGUCAUGGGAUUUGAAGAGAUCAAAAGAGUACAAACCCUGUAUUAAUGUCAUAUUAUUCAGAAGGCUAUUGUUUUUCUUAAUAUGAUCAGGCUAUGGAGGUCCUCAUGCUGGAUUCUUUGCGGUGCGUGACAUGGGAAACUUGAAGCGAAUGAUGCCUGGACGAAUGGUUGGAGUCACGAGGCAAGCAAAAUUUCUUUCACGUCUUCUCUCCUGUGAAAGUGCAUGAAUGCAAUACUAAUAUGAUCAAAGGCAAUAGACCAAUUUCGAUAUAAUUAUUUUUUAUUAUUCAUUGCUGAGCCCCAAGAUGAUUUCUUUUGUUUUAUUCUCCCAAGCUAAGUAUGAAUUUUGACAUAUCGAGAUUGAUCUAUUGACUUGUUGUCUUGCCUUGUUUUUUGUUUGUUUGUUUGUGUUGCUUCCUUUUAAUAUGAUCCCUUGUGAUCCCUUGGACUGUUGGCUUGAACAUCAUUAAUUUAAUGAUUAAUCAAUAAGAUCAUUUUGUUUUACUUGUGAUGUAACCAACAAAAGGAUUAAAGUUAAAGUAAUAAUAGUAAUUUUGCUUGCCUGAACUGAUUGUGGUUGACAGACUGACAGACAGACUCAUGGCUGAUUGACUGUCUUACUCUGGGCCACGGACUGACUGAUGGACCGUGCAAUUGACAGACAGAUCUCUCAGACUGUCUUAUCAACUGUCUAAAUGACAUUCAUGUUGACUGACUAAAUAACUCAUAUGUGACUGAUUCACUUAUUGACACUGUACUGACUUGCUCAGAGAUAAAAAACAGCAUGAUAUUAAAUAGCAACAGUCUGGUUUGCACAUGACUAAGCAUGCAUACACUUAAGUGGCUGCUGGCUAUUCACUUGCCUUCACGAAAGUGGAUUUUUGAUUAUUGCCAGCUGUUACAGCUGUACGUAAUUUAACUGACUAAAUUUGCAGGGAUGCUCAAGGAAAGCCAUGCUACCGUUUGGCACUUCAGACCCGUGAGCAACACAUCAGACGAGACAAGGCAACCAGCAACAUUUGUACCGCACAGGUAAUGUGAAAUUAAUAGUAAUGAUUUCUGUUUUUGUAGUUUCCUGUAUUCUGUUCACCUAAAAUAAGCGUUGGCUGAUUUUGUCAUAUGCUAGAAACUCGUCAGGUAACAUUAUGAUAAUUUUCCUUUCGACAGGCUCUUCUUGCUAAUAUGUCGGCAAUGUAUGCAAUUUACCAUGGCCCUAAAGGCUUGAAGGACAUUGCUCAACGUGUUCAUGAUGCAACUCUUUUGUUAGCGGAAGGUAACAAAGAAUUUAGUACAUGCUAUGCACUAAUUAGUGCCAGUAGAGGUUUAUGGGUUGGCUUUAUCUCACUGCUUGAAAAAUCGGUUACUCAACUAUUUUACUAUCACAGUCAUCACACAGCUCCAAAAUUCUUGUUGCUCGUUAUUGGGUACAGAAAAGGGCACGUUUGGUUGACAAGUAAGAUCCAAACGUGCGCUUUUAAGGUAAAACUUGUAAUUUAAUAAUAAUAAUAAUAAUGAUAAUAAUAAUAAUAAUAAUAAUACAAAGUAAUAUAUAGUGUACAAUGUAGUGUUAACACUUACAGGGUAUACAUGUAAUAUUAUCCUCUUCCCUUACUGGACUUUUCAAGGAUGGUGAAACAAAUCAAGCAAAUGGAUCAUUUCAUAGGUUUGUUAAGUAUCCCAGCUGGUAGGAGGUGAACCAGUUGUGUAUUUUACAAGCCAUGGCAAUACUGAAAAUUUGAGCUUGGGACAGCCGAGAACAAAUCCAGGUAGUGGUCAGGAGGGGACAUGAACUCAGGGCCUCCAGAUGUCAAGUCCAGGGCUCAAUCUAAUCACUUGGCUAUGCUGCCUCUUUUAGGGUUCCCACAUCUGUUUCAAUGAAUUGUGAAAAUUACUGCAGUUGGAGGUCUGCAAGAGCAGAGCCCUAUAAUUAAUGUUUAUUUACUGAUUUAGGUCUUUUUGUCUUUCUGUUAGGUUUGAAGCGUGCUGGACAUAUCCUGGAAAAUGACAUGUUUUUUGACACCUUAAAGGUAACAACUGGACCAUAUAUUUGUUUGUUUACGUUGAUUUACCUUCAGUUGGUAAUGGACAGUACGUGACCGAAUUUUGUUUUUUUCAUGUAAAGGUUACAUCAGGCACUGGUGAUGUUUCUGACAUUUUGGAAAGAGCAAAACAACGGCAAAUCAACCUAAGAAUAUUUGAUGACAAAACCGUAAGUUACUGAAAAUAUCAUUAUAAAAAGUUUGCUUGUAGAAAUGAGGAAACAUAAUAAUCUUCUCCUUUAAAAUCAUAAUUAUUACUGAAUAUAGUUUUUGUUUUCUUCUUUAGCUUGGGGUAUCAAUGGAUGAAACAGUGAAGGAAAGAGACUUGAGUGAUCUAUUGUGGGUUUUCGGUUGUGAAAGUUCCACUGUAAGUGUAUGAUUAUGUCCAAAGGAAAUGUAUGUGCAUGGCUGUAUAUUAAGGGUUGGGGCGGUGAUUUUCCCCUUUACUAUGAAGGUGACCUCCUCUUUUCAGAGGCUGUUAUAAUGUUCUCCUCGAUCUGCACACACACACAUAUUAACUUUACACAUGAGCCUCAUUCAUUUAAUGUGUGACUGAUUCCCAGAUGUGUUAAUGACAUCAUCGUUCCACCUUAAUUAAGAAAACCUAACUGCUUGUCCGGGGUUAGAAGUGGUCUAUCUGCAUUAAUAAUUAAUUCUGUGUCCCAUGGGUGGAUUUGGCAGGGCUCGGAAAAAGUUCCUGUCUGUUAAUGCGGGAAAGGGGAUUUUCUUGCUGGGCAUUAGUAACCUUUAAAGCUCACUUGCCAAUGAGCAAGGUUCAUCAUCUUUGCAACUCAAUUAAUUGUUAGCUAACACAAGCAAGAGGUAGCUCCUGGGCGAGCAAAAUGUGAGAACUGCCUGCCCAAAGGACAAGCUGGAAUUCAAGUGUUUUUUAUAAUUGAGCCCUGUUUGAGAAUGGGUCAAGGGGAUCAGGUGGCCUCCCUUUGUCUGUGAUAUUUUCUGUUAUUUUAAAAGAAUUUUCAGAAAAAAAAAGUAUCUAAAUAGUAUGUUAUAACCAGGCAAGUGUCCUGGCCACCCCUUUCGGAAUUUUCUUGAUCCACCCUUUGUACCCAUGGUUGUACAAACAGUGUAUUUUUAGUUCUUAAAAUAAUGUCUAAUUAUUAUAAGUGACCUUUCACGCGAAAACGUGCAAUAACGGCUUUCCGUUUUCGAACGGAAUUCCGUUUAGAACCCGUUUGAAAGCCGUUUGAAAGAAAUUUGCAUUCGUUCGAACGACCUGGGUCAUCCGUUCAAAAAAAUUUGCAUCCGUUCGAACGGCUUGAUCACCCGUUCGACAGAAACGUCCAGCCGUUCGAAUGACUUGCUCACCCGUUUGGUAAAAGCAUCCAUCCGUUCGAACGACUUGCUCACCCGUUCGAUAAAAACGUCCAACCGUUCGAACGACUUACUCACCCGUUUGCUAAAAACAUCCAACCGUUUGAACGACUUGCUCACCCGUUCGCUGGAACAUCCAUCCGUUCAAACGACUUGAGUAUGAGACAGUCAUACGAGCGGUUGUCUUUUCCUGUUCGCGUACUCGCGUAAUUUCUUUAAAAACUUCUCGCAAAGUUAUUAUUACAGGCGAAGAGCUCUUGCAGAAAAUAUAUUUUGCGCUUCUAAACAUACGGUAAUCAGUCGCCUAUAGAAGCGAACUUCUUAAAUUCUACUCUGUGUUACAAUGCGGUUUAAUAAACAUUACCGGUAUAACUAUGGUUGUGAUAAGCACAUAAAUGAUUUUCUGAACACCGAAAUCUCAUGAGUCUGCCUUGUGCAUUCCUCUUAUUUCAAAGAGAAUCCACUGAAUGAAAUCUUUAAGACGGCAGCAUGCACUGAGAUAACAACCAUGUUGUUUUGACGCCCUGAAUUUGCAUUAAUUAAAGUUUCAAAUAUUACUGAUGCGUGGAAAGUGAGUCACGCGUUUGUCAUGCAUGCAUGGUGUAAGUCCUGUGCUUGUUUUCGUCGACUGAGAAGCUUGCUUGUUUUAAAAUUUGGGUUACACUUCCCAAUAAAUAUGUUGGUUUUUUUAACCUUUGGGUUUACCCUUCGGCUACAUUGUACCGUCGUCUUGAUACGGAUCUUCGCAUGCUAAGAUGUUAGCGCAUCGGUGUCGUGACACGCAAUCGAACUGAACUGACGGGAAUGCGUUUGAGUCGUAGUCAAAUUAAAGGUCAGCAUAGCAUACAAUUUGAAAAUUUAUCGGGAACUGUUAGAAACAAAAAGUUGGGUAUUUGUUUUGUAAGAAAGCUAGAAAAAACAUCACCGCAAAUACUUAGCAAGUUUGCAUUCGCCGUUGAUUUUCUUUCGAGUUCCGCUUCAGCAAACUCAGUUACGAAUGUUCUCUGCGUUUCAAGUUUACUUUCUUUGGCUUUCAGUGGUGAAAUAAACAGCAGCAGUUUCAACGAUUGAAAGCCAUCCGUUCGAAAUUAAUUUUAAGUGAGAUGUGUAGCGGCACGGCACCAUUCGAAAUAAACAAAUUACAAUCAUCACGUUUGUAAGCCGUUCGUGACUGCUCGUUCGAAGAUUUCAUGAGCCGUUCGAGCGUUUAGAUCGCUCGUUCGGAAUAAUUUUUUUAUGAGCCGUUCGAACGGUUUGGUUACCCGUUCGGACUUUUUUAUGAGCCGUUCGAACGGUUUGGUUACCCGUUCGGAAUUUUUUAUGAGCCGUUCGAACGGUUUGGUUACCCGUUCGGAAUGUUCUACGACCCGUUCGAACGGUUAGGCUACCCGUUCGCAAUUUUCCCCGAGCCGUUCGAACGGCUAAGCUACCCGUUCGGAAUACUUAAUCACCCGUUCGAACACUCAUUGAAACCCGUUUAAAACGGCUUGGUGACCCGUUUGUAACCCGUUCGAUGGCCGUUCAUUUCACCCGUUUAACGGAAAGUCGUUAUAGUACGUUUUCGCGUGAAAAAUUAAUAAUUAUUAUUAAUUUUUCAGGAUUCCUUGGCUGCCAAUAUGGAAGAAGUACCACAAAGGAGCAUUCUGCAUAGUUCGUUCAAGAGACAUAGUGAUUACCUUACUCAUCCUGUGUUCAAUAUGUAUCACUCGGAGACAAACAUUGUUCGUUACAUGAAACUGUUGGAAAACAAAGACAUUUCUUUGUGUCAUUCUAUGAUCCCUUUGGUAUGUGAAUAAUAAUUGAAAUUUUAUUUAUAUUAACCUUUAAUCUUGGUUGAGCCACGUAAUUAUUGUUUUAAUCAUGAUUCGUACCAGUCAUGGAAAACCAGGAAAGCCAUAAAAUUUUUUUUAUUUCCAGGCCUGGAAAGUCAUGGAAAAUUAAAGUUAUGGGAUAGUGGUAGAUUAGGUACCGCAGAUGUCAAAGCAAGAACAAUUUAAGAUAGAGACAAGUAAUUAAACAGUGUGAACAGCACACAUUUUGGUCAACAGAAGAGUUUGUGCCUGUUCAACUGAUUUAGGUCAAAAUAUACCUCAAAGUAAGGAAAGUUUUGAAAAUUUUAAAAGGGAAAAAUUUAAAGGUCAUGGAAAACUUGAAAAGGUCAUGGAAAAGUCGUGGAAUUUGAAGAGCUCAAACGUGUAUUAUGUGUAAGUAAAGUCUGGAAACUACCCACUCACCCCUCCCCUGACCUUUUGAACGUUAACACCAAAUGCAACUUCCUUCUUACAGCAAAUUGUUAGGUUAGGAGAGAGGCAUUUCCCAGAAUCCUUAGCCGAUAUAAUAAUAAAGAUUCUUCAUAAAGUGAAGGGAAAAUUCUUGACAAAUACAGUUUAUUUUGCAGGGUUCUUGUACAAUGAAACUGAAUGCUACCACUGAAAUGAUGGUGAGUUUAUCAUUUUUAAUAUUCAAGAUUAACUAAAAUUUGAUUUGUUUGAUUGGUUAUUAUGAUAAUGAAGGAGAGUGCUGUUUACAUGGGGAUUGCCUACCAUUGCAGUUGAGUAGAAAAAGAUUUUUCAGUAGCCUGUUCUGUAAGCAUUUCUGCGCGAGUUUGUUGAGAAUGAGAGCAAAACAAUCUUAUUGAACUUGCACAGAGCUUUGCAAACAAGCUCACACAAUAAGGCUUGCUAUGCAGUAUUCUUCACGGCUGCCUUAAUCCUUUUUCAGUGGUCUUAAGUUUCUCAAAAAUACCUGGAGUAAUAAUUAUAUAUUAUUUUUAUCGAAGUUUUAAACUGUACAGUUUACUAGGCAUUAUUAAUUUUUUUUAACAUACAUUCUGAUACCUCUAUAUUGUCAGCUUUUAAAAAAGCAGUUUGUCAGCUUUGAUUCUAGCUUAUUCUCUAAUUAUCAUGUAACCAUCAUGUAAUUCAGCCACUAGUCUUUUUUUUUUAUUGUAAAUAAUUUUAUUGCAUAAUUUAGGCUUUUUCUUUUCCCGUUUCCCUAUGUAUAAUUUUAUUUAUUUGUUUUUUCUUGGCUAUAGUUGAUUAGCAUAUUUAAUUGCCAGAGGUCUAACCAACUUCAUUAAAUAAAUUUUCAUGCAUACAUUCUUACCUUAGCAAUGUCUUUUCUUUUCUAGCCUAUCACUUGGCCCAGGUUUGCCAACAUCCAUCCUUAUGCUCCAGUGGAACAAGCCCAAGGAUAUCGUCGUCUGUACCAGGAAUUGGAGAAAGAUUUGUGUGAGAUCACUGGUUUUGAUGCCAUAUGCUUUCAACCAAACAGGUAAAAGUGGACAAGAAGCUCUGACAAAUUUUGAUUAAUUAGAAAAAACUUUGGUUGAAAGGGAAAUUAAAGGACUGAAACUCUUGCUCCGCUUAUGAGCACACUGUCUGCCUCAGCAGCUUGCAAAGAAAGUAGUGUCCAAUAGCCCGGGGCUAGUGGAUUUUGCUAUCAGGCUAGUGAAUUCUGUUCUUAACUUGACCGAUGGGCAAAUGAAGUAUUUCAACUUACAGAAAAACUGUGAAAUCAAUUCUGCUCAUCAAAAAAUUUCGGGGGCUUGUUGAAAUGACGUUUGGGCUGGUAAAUGCUAGCUUCAGCUUGCCCAAAUGACAAGCUGUAAAAGCCUGCUCAGCUUUAUCACUCUAUUGGGUAGUAUUAUGAGGAAGUAAAUAAUUAAAAAUGAGGACCUUAAUCUUUACUUUUACAACUUCUCUGAGGUUCUGUUCACAGAGCUGUGAGUUAAUGGUAAGUCUGUCCAACUCAAAUUUGCCCAUGCCCAGCAAAAUCCUUCCUGCUGAGUCAGAGGUGAUAACUGGACAGAUGAAAUUUCAAUGCCAAUGAAUAUCAUUUUGAAACUGAAUAAAAUUGAAUAGUACUUCAACAAAGAAAUUACCACCUACAACUAAAAUGGUGACUUGGUCAGACAUAGUGUCCUUUCUGGAAAAAUGGAUCUUUCAGGAAGGACAUAAUAAUAUUACAUGUAUGCCCAACCAAUUCUGUUAAUCACCAUCUUAGUCUUAAAAUCCUCAUUCCUAUAGAGAUUUACCUGCAGAAAUGAUCUUUCAUUACUUUUCAGUCAAAGUAAACAACUGUUAACAAUCAGUGAGAAUUCGUCUGUGCUGACAGCUAGAUGUUCAGCCCAGUCAAACCAGUCAAACCUUUUCAGUUUAAUACAGUGUCAGCAGUUACAUCUGAUACUUCAUGUUUGCCUUACCCAAUUGACGCAAAAAUACUUCUCAAAAGUGUGUCUCAAGACCCCUCGUUUGAUGUUUGUUUGUUUAUUAUUUUUCCCAUACAGUGGAGCACAAGGUGAAUACGCAGGCCUUAGAGUUAUCAGAGCCUACCAUGAACAUAACGGAAAUGACCACAGAAAGGUAUGAACACCCAUUAUAACUAGAAGUAUUUCUUCAGCACAGCAUUUCGAUCAUUGGAUCGUAUUUAAAUAUUAUUAUUAUUAUUAUUAUUAUUAUUAUUGUUAUUUCUUAAAUAUAUUAACAUUAAUCUUUUAUUGAUAACAAAACUAACUAUUAAAACCUAUUUACAAUUAAUUUCGCUGAAGAAGAAAAAAAAUAUUCAGUCAAAGCACCAUUUACAAGUGAUUUCAUUUCAUAAGCUCCUGUUCAUUGCAAUUUAUAAAAAAAAAAACUCAACUCAUUUCAACUAAAAACAAUUCAUUUCAAUUAAAAAUGAAAUAAAAAUAUUAAAAAGAUCGUAAAAUACUAAUAGCGUUUAAGCGGCAGUCAUCAAUGAAAUUCCCGUUUUAAAUAUAUGCCCAUUAUCCUACCUUUUUCAUGAGUGAUUGUCUGCGGGUAAUUUAAAACAUUUCUAUCUCAUUAUGUUGCAAUCACCAACAACUGAUUGGAUGGGGUUAGUUGGUUUAAAGGAUAGUAAAACCACGUGCAUACAAGGAGAGUAGUUAUCCAUGGCAACCAAGUGAGCCGUAACCACUGUCACACUGAACAAAGAGUUUAGUGGAAAAUAAACAUGACAAACUUAACUGAGGGAAAAAUGGAUGGACUGGUAGAAUGCAGCAACCAAGCCUUUAUAGUCGUAAAAAAGAGAGUUCCACAAUAAAUCAUCGAAACUUCUUGAAGCCCUGCUACUAACGGGGACGCCCCGCAGCACCUGUGAGCCGUCAUAAUAGAAACCGCUGACCGUCAUUGUCUUGAGUUUAUCUUUGCCUUCUCCGCGGUCAAUCUUCUAUGGCGUUUCUUCAACCUCCUUCAAUAAAAAUAGCCGUGCUUACUUUUUUUGGUGAAAAAAAAAAAAAUAAUAAUAAAAAUGAAGUUUGUUCGGAGGGUCGAUUUUUUGAGCAAUGCGCCGCGAAAAAACUUUAAAGUUAAUACUCUUCCUCGAAGCUAGAAGUCUUUGUAUGAACUGUAUGAAUGACUUUGUAAUCUCUUUGCCUAACUUGUUUUAGGUUUGUCUCAUCCCAGUGUCUGCUCACGGCACAAAUCCAGCCAGUGCACAGAUGGCUGGCUAUCAAGUUCAAGUAGUCAAGGUGGAGAGCGAUGGGAAUGUCAGUUUGAGUGACUUGAAAAAGCAGGUUGAAAAACACAGCAAUGAACUGGCCGCCAUCAUGGUCACGUACCCUUCAACCAAUGGAAUCUUUGAAGAAGGGAUUAGGUAUAUCUGCGAUCUGGUUCACGAUCAUGGAGGCCAAGUCUAUCUUGAUGGGGCGAACCUGAAUGCGCAGGUAGGACUCUGUCGACCAGCGGAUUACGGCGCUGAUGUCAUGCACACCAAUCUGCACAAAACGUUCUGCAUUCCUCAUGGAGGAGGAGGGCCUGGGAUGGGCCCAAUUGGAGUGUAAGUACCUCUGUCUUGAAAAUGAGUAUUCGACACUUUGAGGUUGCGCGGGAAACCGGGUUUAGAUGGUUGUCAAAGUGCAUUGUGGGACUGUUUGGGGUACGCAUUUUCAACACGGCGACAAAUUCGUUCCCCAAAACAGUCCGUCAAUGCACUUUGACAACUAUCUUGAACCGGUCUUCCGUGCUACCGAUGAGAGGCAACUGUAUAUUCGCAUGCUAACAAAAUGAUGGCCUCAUUAUUGUACCUGAUUAAUUGACACUCGGUUAAUUUUAAUCCACAGAAAGAAACACUUGGUCCCAUUUUUGCCGUCACAUCCUGUCAUCUCACCGGAGCGCACCGUUGGAAAAAGUUCCCAUCCAUUUGGUGUUAUCUCAGGGGCACCUUAUGGGUCUAGUGCUAUUCUACCCAUAUCAUGGUCCUACAUCAAACUAAUGGGCCCCAAGGGUCUUGCUCAUGCAACGAAGGUAGGUUCAAAGCUGGUUAGAGAAAAAGAGACUACAAUUUUGAUAUUUUUGUAAUUUUUGUUUUUCAGGGCUGUGCUUUAGUAACGCCUGGUGACCCCUGGCAACUUACUUUAGUUGCUCUUGGGCGAUUAGGAAAUCUUACAUACAUAAAUUAAACACUGUUUACAGGUAGCCGUUACGACACCUGAAGGAAGAUCGUGAAGUUAUUCCUAUAUUAAGAUCUCUUCUCACAGAUAACCCACCCAGCCCAGGAAAUGUUGGCCACAUCACAGGGGUCUACGUCCCCUUUUCUUUCCGAAUAGUGGUGUGGGUUCUUGUACGUCCCACAAGAUCUAGAUAAGUGAGAGUGCUCUGAGACGGGACCUACAGUUUUUCGUCCUUAUCCUAGAAAGUCUAACCAUUUGCAGAUGUCAUUGCAAAGGCAGCACUUUCUUCUCAGUUAUUUAAAGACCCUAAGUUUUGGUCUGGCCGGGGUUUGAACCUGCGACCUCCCGCUCAGCAGACCGGUGCUCUCCCAGUUGAGCUAACCAAGCGGCAGUUAGAUAAUCCUUGCCGGGCACCCUGGAUUUCACAAGUUCAGAGCAUAGACCUUUCAUAACGACGGCCUUUUAUUUAUUCUUUCCUAUGUACAUAAAUGGGCCUUUCUGGUCUCGUUUGAAAGUAUGAAUUCUUUUGUAUUGUGCACAUGCUAACGAGGUCAGAAAGGCUAAUUAUCACAUAUAAAAGAAUUUACUGAGAGGCCGCCGUUAUGAAAGAGGUCUAUUGGGCUCCCUUCAGUUUUUCUAAGAGCACCUCCUUUUUGUUGCACUGUAUUUGUUUGUUUGUACUUAUGGGAAAAACCUCUUUGCAGUCAAAACACCCUAGGGUAUAUCCAUCAUUUCAAACAAGACUAUGUAUAUAGUAGCGCUUACAGGAGUUAAAUGCGUUUAUUUCCUCAGAUUGCCAUCUUAAAUGCCAACUACAUGGCUGCCAGGCUUCGGGAUCAUUACGAUGUGCUUUUUAUCGGAGAUGACGGUAAGCCAAUCAAUGCCCAUCACAUACGUUGCGCUAUUUUAAUAGAUGCCACAUAGAUUUGCAUUGCGCAUCCUUGCUGUUAAUAAUUUCACGCGUGAUUAGCGCGAGCACGUGUAAACAUGGCUGCUUUCGACUAGAGUCUGGAGCUCCCCAGAGACGUGACCAUUGUUGCCUAUUUUUCCCCCAGUCCUCUCAAAUUUCUUAGCUUCACACGGCGACUUUCGCGUUGAACAAGGGAUGCGUAGCGAAGCCCUUUAAAACGUCGGGUCUCCUUUGGAGGCUAAUAAUUUACAGACUUUCUUAAAACUCCAUUUAUCGACUUCUCAAUUACGUCUCCCGCAAUUAUUUUGGAAUGAUGUUAUUCUUCACAUCUUUUAUUUUCGUUUACCAGGUUACUGCGCUCACGAAUUUAUCGUCGAUGCUAAAGAUUUCAAAAAGACCGCUGGAAUUGAAGCAAUUGACAUCGCCAAAAGACUUCAGGAUUAUGGUAACCCUAGUUUGUGAGGAAGUCUGUUUUGCAUAUACGUAAUCGUCGGGAUCGCCUCAAUCGCCCGAUUCUUCUCAAAGUAUGUGCGGGCGAUAGAGACGAUCAACACGGGAUGUGGCUCGAUCAGAGACACUCGAAUAAUCGCUGUGGCCUAUAUGAAAACCAGACGUAACGGAAACAUUGCGGGAAUUCUGUCCCCAUUAGGAUAAUUUUGUGCCUCUUCGUAAAUAAUAGAUGUCUUGUGAUCAAAUUGCAUCGUUAUUAAGGGAGGCAGCGUGGCCGAGUGGUUCAAGUCCCGCCCUGAUCGCGAUCGCUAGCUAGAUUUUCUCUCGGUAAUCCCGAGUUUCCUCAGCCACGCUCGUGAAAUAGCCAACUGAUUCGCCUCCAACCAGUUGGGAUUUUUAGCCUUGUUAUGUUCAAUUUAAAGUUUUCGUUUUAUUAUCAAGUUCGUAUCGUAACCCGGGUUUCUUUGGCUGUUUCAGGUUUCCAUGCGCCCACUGUAUCUUGGCCAGUGUCAACUGCCCUAAUGAUCGAACCUACUGAGAGUGAAAGUAAAGCUGAGCUGGACAGACUCUGUGAUUCACUCAUUUGUAAGUCAGCUUAUAACAUAACAUAACGGACACGAAAACAUCACUUAUAAAGUGUAUGCGCGUUUUUGUGGACUUUACGAAGUUGUUGUUUGCUAUCCGGUCGUGAUAUGUUUGCGUUAGAAAAUGCAACGUCUUAGUCGUGUAGUGACCACGAAUUGUGAUUUACGUGCACACAGCAGAGUCACCGUCGUCGUCGCUUAAGCUUUCCAGUGAAGUUAAAUUGUAAAAGGUUCUCUAAUUCGUAUAAACCGAUUUUUUUACUUGUAAUAAUUUGGUUCUACAUUCGGACGCCUCAACUGUAAAGAGUAAAUAACACUUAACGCCGCAAAUUAUUCGCUCGAUUGUUUUGGCGAACUCGAGAAUGAAUCGAAUAGGGUCUUUGCUGAGCAUGCGCGGCUUGUUGCUAGGAUAUAGUUUCGAACCUAGGCCUAACAGCCGUGCGCCCGGUUAUGAUUUUCGGCUUAUCACCAAACAGAUGCUCGCACUCGAAAAUUUGCCGUUGAGUCUCCCGACUCAUUAUUUCUUGCUUAAUUUCGGUCGUUUCUUAUUUCCUUACUCACAGCAAUCCGCCAGGAAAUUCGCGACAUCGAAAACGGAAUUAUGGACAAGACCAACAAUCCUCUCAAGGUAAAGAUUUUUCCCUCAUUAAGCCACGUUUAUGGUCCAUCCUAAUCGGUGAUUUAUUUUACAAUUAAAGUUGAGUUAGAGCAGUCUGAUCAAUCACGAUAAGUGUAGAGAAUCGAAUUAACCAAUCAGAUCUCCGGCGCUAAACGCGGGAAAACGCGUUUGCAACAUUUCUGAUUGGCUAAGAAAGAGGCGCGUGAUUUUUUUUAGCCUAUCACAAAGUAUAUCUGAUCAGUGAACACCACCUUACCUUUCACUUUCGAAAGGCGCCUUGUAAUGUUGCUGUAUCUGUCUUUUUCUUUUAGAAUGCGCCGCAUGCUCAAGAUGUUGUCACUGCUGAUGUAUGGGACAGACCUUACAGUCGUGAAGUUGCGGCCUUUCCUGCUGUGAGUAUACUAAAUAAACUGAAAGCACUUUUUCUUUCACACAACUGGAAAUCUUAGAUGCACGGCAUCAAAACAAACUCUCUAGGCUCCAUCUGUUUUUGUUGGCUAGAACAACCAGAAGUACGACACUACUUCAAUUCCCAAUACACAGGGUUCGUACAGAGUCUUGAAUUUUUUAUAAAGGCAUGAAAUUUCGCCACCAGUUUUCCAGACCUGGAAAAAUGGUAAAAAGUCUUGAGUUUUUUUUUGUCCAAAUCUACAUCAAGUGCAUUAUAAGUGAAAUUUUUUUACUUUUGGUAAAAUCUUAUUCAAUCUCGCCUAUGCGUUUGCAGCGCGUCAUGGCAACAAAAAUAAUUGAACUUCCAAACACCAUGUGACCUGAAGGCCCCUCGCACACUAGAACCCAAACUCCCAUUCGUGUGUGAGAAAAACAUUCUUCCCUUCUUUCGUUCCUCAUCUAGCGGAAAACCACCCUUUUUCCUCUCCUGGGGAUCCGUUUUGGUCCGAAUUUUUCAGUGAAAAAUUUCAAGGGCCUGAUACAGAGUUCAGUCUAGUGUUUUUCGCUGAUGACGAGUUUCAUAGUUACCUUGCUUGUGUGUGAGUGUGUUUUUUUUCUUUUUUUUUCUUUAGCCCUGGCUGAAAGGAACUGCAAAAUUUUGGCCUGGGUGUUCAAGAGUUGAUGACAAACAUGGAGAUCAAAAUUUAGUUUGCACUUGUCCUCCAUUGGAAAGUUACGAAGACGUAAAGACGAAGUCUUUCAGUUAAUGCAAGAAAACAAGAUCAAUCCGACUGCCUUUUACCAACCGUAAUUAAGCAGACUUGUGUCACGCAAUGCAUUUACCCUAUCCAUAACGUGACGUGUGGAAACUUGUCACGCAACACUUUUAUUAGAGGGAGUUCAGUUUUGCUAACUUUGCCAAAAAAAGAACAGUAAGAAGAAACUCUUCCGAGUUGUUGUCCAUCAAUCCAAAUGCAAUUCAAUUCAUUUCGUUUAGACUGGUUUAGAAAAUUUACAAGUCACUGCACCAAAGAAGAAAGGGAGAAAGCGUUUAAUAUAAACAAUAAAGACAGAGAGUUAUAGUUAAAUUGUGUGCGUCAACUAGGAAAGCAUUAGGCUUUCAAGCUUCGCCCAAUUUAAGGUAUUCCAAUCGUUAGCGGGAUUUCGGAUUCCAUUCGGACCCCGGGUUCCAAUCGUUAGUGGGAUUCUGGAUUCCUUCAGCUGGAUUACGGAUUGUAAAGCCCAGGAUUCCGGAUCCCACAGAUUCGGGAAUCCUGAUUACCUUACGUAAGUCGACAAGCUGGUUUCCGCAAAGGGGCUGGACAAAAGUGAUGUCAAUAAGGAAACGAGAGAGUGCAUUUUACUCAUGAAAGACUUUUUUAGUAUUGGUGAAUGAAUGUAGAAUUAUUUAUGUAUCUCAAAUAGUACUUACUCGGUGUGUUUAAAGUGUUACACCUCGUUGAAUAGGCUACUAGACAUGAAAAGUGGACCCACUUUCCUUUUCCAUUUAUUUUUUUUUUGUCUUUUGCUGUCCCAAGAUUUUACGGAUUUUUUUUAAGAUUUGCGGUCAACAUUGUUUCUACUCAUUAAUCAUUCUGUCGCCCGGCCAGGAUCAGACAAAGCAUACCUGUUGAAUUACAUUAUUUUACACUUUGUUUUACGGUUCAUCGAUUUAUGUUGAUUAAAACAUGAAAGUUC